Molecule: messenger RNA, 1696 nt
Organism: Vanrija pseudolonga
Lineage: Eukaryota; Fungi; Basidiomycota; Tremellomycetes; Trichosporonales; Trichosporonaceae
Gene: syn8B
Product: putative syntaxin-8B
Exons: 5
Coding region: 762-1559 (265 amino acids)
Biological process (GO): intracellular protein transport; vesicle fusion
Cellular component (GO): endomembrane system; membrane; SNARE complex
Molecular function (GO): SNAP receptor activity; SNARE binding
Source: RefSeq, a predicted model, not a curated record
UGACGAAGUAAAAGUACAUCUGUUCACUAGCUUGGCGUCGAGAGCGGCGCCAAGACGAGCGACGGUCUGUUGGUGUGUCAAGUACAUGGCGCCACACGGCAGAAGGGCGGCCCGCCGAUCUAGCGUGGCCGUCGCUUCUGCCAUGGGACGAAUAAAGCGCCCCGCUGUCGCGGGUCGAGUUUUGCUGUGCUGUUGGUGGUCGAUCUAUCGUGUAGGUAGUGGUUAUCGGAGCGGAGACGGUUGUCGUCGUCGUCGGUGACUUUGGGGGCUUCUUGUUCCGCGCCCGAGUCGCCGAGUCGGCUACCCAGCUUCUUACUCGGACAUGCGCUUGCUGUUCACCGCGACAAAGUGGUACGCGACGAUCAGGACCAUGGCCGCGACGCCGAGGCCGUUGGAAAUAUCGGUGAGGGUGCCGUCUGAGAUCAUGGCGGGGAGGUAGGCUGACUUUCUGUGCGCGUUCCUGAUGCCCGAGAGGUCGCUACGAUGCUGGAUGCCGACGAUAGUUGAUGCGUUGUUGUUGUUGAAAGUCAACGCGUUCAAGAUGUGCCAGGCAGCGGCAGUGACGACAGACACGUUGACAGGACGCGGUUCCGCUCAUGACAUCAAACUUAUCCAGCACCCCCACUUUUCCACCACGCACGUCGUCAUUGCGGGUCGUCGUUUGCUUGUGAUCCACAUGGUCUCUGCUACAUCUUGCAACGGACAUCACACUGCAACAGCAACUCCUCGAAUAAAGCUACCCAUAGCACAGCACACACACCAUGUCCAACGCCGGCGCGAUCGCCUCGAUAUCCAACCGGCUCACCAGCGCGCAGUCGCAGCUGCUGGAGCGGAGCCGCAUCCUAGGCCUGGGGAUGAAGCCGUCGCCCUCGUCGACACAGAGCCUGGUGCGCACGCUCACGCAGGUGCGCAACGACCUGGCCAAGCUCGAGGGUGAGGCCGAGCUCGAGGCGGCCGGGCUCGCAGUCGGCGGCGGGGGCAAGAAGCGAAGCAACUUGUCGGGCGGCGACCUGGCGGCCAUUGACGAGCUCGGCGGGCGGUACGAUCGCCUCGUGGAGAUGCUGCAGGCCGACGAGGUGGGAAGGGAGAAGGCCAAGCCGCUUGUGCGGGAGCGGCGCGAGGCCGAGCCAUCGGCCGAGGAGCUCGACGCCGAGAUCGAGUCGGUCAUCGCCGCGCCAGUGGACCCGCCGUCCCCGCCGGCGCAGGAGCUGCGCCCGUUCCGCGACUACGACGACGAAGAGGAAGACGACACGAACCCGCACGAGAUGAUCUCGCAGCAACAGCAGAUGAUGGAGGAACAAGACGAACGCCUGACGCUCCUCUCACAUUCCAUCAACAGGCAAAACCACUUGUCUGUUCAGAUUGGCGACGAACUCCAGGUGCACAACGAGCUGCUGGAGGACACGGACGCGGCGAUGGACCGGACGGCGGACCGGAUGAACCGUGCCAGGAGGCGGCUCGACCAUGUCGCGGACAAUGCCAAGCAGCAUGGCAGCACCAUCACCAUUGUCGGCCUGAUUGUCGUCCUACUCCUCCUCAUCAUCGUCUUCAAGACCUAGUUGGUUGCAUUCAUGGACCCUCCGAGACACGUUGCAUUGUAGCUUGUACAGUAUGUCAUAGUUGUGUGGUGGCGAGUGUGGGAGACGUGGGGUGUUGGCGAGGAGUGGUAGGCGAUGGGCGAGGUUGAGUGUUGAGG